AUGGCCGGAUUAUUUGUAUUGGGAUCCACUGGCCUAGUAGGUGGUUUCGUCGUUGAAGCAGCCCUUAAAUCCAAGCAUUGGAACAAAAUAACUACCCUCACUAGACGUGAACCAAAAUUUGCCAAGGAGGAUAAAGUUGAGGCCAUAGUCAACACGGAAAUUGACAGCUGGCCAGAAAUCAUCGGCAAGGUUCAACCAACUCCAUAUGCGUACAUUUCCGCAUUCGGUACAAGUAAAGCGGAGGCUGGGUCAUCUGAGAAUUUCAAGAAAAUUGAUUAUUGUGACAAUUUGGAUGCGGCGAGAGCAGCCAAAGAGAGUGGAGUCAAGGCGUGUGUUUUGGUGUCGGCAUUUGGAGCAAAUUCCAAAUCACCGUUCUUGUAUUUCAGAAGCAAGCGGGAAUUGGAAAAAGCGGUAAUUGAGUUGGGUUUCGAAUACACGAUAAUUUUGAGACCGGGCAUGUUGAUUGGUUUAAGAAACGGUGAAUCGGAUUGGGCUCAUAAAUUGGCCAAGUUUACUCAUAAUCCUAUACUUUCACCUUUGUUUAGAUCUAUUCAUGCCAGCGACUUGGGCCAGAUUGCCGUGUAUUUUGCUGAACGUGCUCUUAGAGGAGAUUUGAGAGAGAAUGUCAAGAUUGUUGAUGGUGGGGAAUUAUUGGAAUUGCUUGCAAGUGAAAAGAUUGCAUAA
Molecule: messenger RNA, 684 nt
Organism: Lodderomyces theae
Lineage: Eukaryota; Fungi; Ascomycota; Pichiomycetes; Serinales; Debaryomycetaceae
Exons: 1
Coding region: 1-684 (227 amino acids)
Biological process (GO): import into nucleus
Cellular component (GO): cytoplasm
Source: RefSeq, a predicted model, not a curated record